Brugia pahangi is the source of this 450-nucleotide messenger RNA. The record is from the annotation of a GenBank genome assembly. NCBI's taxonomy places the organism in Eukaryota, Metazoa, Nematoda, Chromadorea, Rhabditida, Onchocercidae.
AUGGAUGAUCAAAAUCUAGUAAUUGGAAGAGCAGGUGGUCGUAUAAGUAUUGUGGGUGUAGAUGAACAUACUCAUUACUCAUUUGAUGGUCAUGAAAAUGAUGUUAAAGCAAUUCAUUGCUCUAAAGCUAAUCCAAAUCUUUUUUAUAGCGGUUGUGGUGAUGGUUUUUGUAAGAUGUGGGAUUGUCGUACACCGAAUAAAUCUAUUCCACUUGCAAGUUCCUUAACAAAUGAUUAUGCAAUUACACAUAUUGAUUGUGACACUUAUGAUAGAUACAUUGUGAUAACUUCUGGUGGCGUAAAAUUUGAUAUUUUGGAUGUAAGACAAUUUUCUGAGGUUAUUUCAUUUGACAUAAAACAAAAGCACCAAGAACCAAAUUUAUGGGGUGAUAUUCCAACUUUUUAUAAAGGUUAUCAUUUAUUCAUAUGCAAAUUUACUUUACGCCAAUAA